Messenger RNA from Planococcus citri (citrus mealybug), 5205 nucleotides. RefSeq lists its product as uncharacterized. Gene Ontology annotation, cellular component: ribonucleoprotein granule; mitochondrial matrix. Bases 2067 to 4847 code for a protein of 926 amino acids. Gene Ontology annotation, molecular function: RNA binding. Gene Ontology annotation, biological process: regulation of mitochondrial mRNA stability; chloroplast rRNA processing; mitochondrial RNA processing. The record is from RefSeq and is a predicted model, not a curated record. The transcript has 4 exons. Lineage: Eukaryota; Metazoa; Arthropoda; Insecta; Hemiptera; Pseudococcidae.
AAAGUGGGUGAGCGCAUCGGCCAUUUUGUUCCCUGAGUGAUAACGGACUAGUAAGUAUAGAUACAAUUUCUCACGUAAAAAAUGCAAUUUUCUCGAUAGUUCGCGAGUCCGGGUGAACUUACGUGUAGUCUCAAAUUAAAGACAAUAAAAUUUCCUAUCGAUCGAUGUUAAAUUUUGAUCAUUUCAUGAAAAAAUAACGACUUUAUGAAUAGGUACUUCAAUUUUACUGAUUUCUGCGUACUACGUACGUCGUCUUUAAACUAAAAAUACUCGAAAUUUUCAGUGGACGCAUAGGUAUUUUAAUACAGCAAAAUGUUCGUAAUUGUAUCCUUUUUAAAAUGGUUGUUUACCGAAAGCUCUACAUGCAACCGUUCAAAAGUUUUCGAAGUUGAAAGUUGGGAAAACAAGCUGCGGAUGGUAAGUACUGAACUUUGAACUAAUAUUACUCGAAAUUUUCAGUGGACACGUAGGUAUUUUAAUACAUCAAAAUGUUCGUAAUUGUAUCCUUUUUAAAAUGGUUGUUUACCGAAAGCUCUACCUUCAACCGUUCAAAAGUUUUUGAAGUUCAAAGUUGCGGAAAGUGGCCAAAUUGUGUUAUCACUGUUAUCAGUCACUUAGUUUUGAUCAGUAUUUUACUUUCCGCAACUUUGAUCUUCAAGAUCUUUUGAACGAUGAGAGGUAGAACUUUCGUUAUAAGCUCAUUUUAAAGACGAUAAAAUUACGAACAUUUUGCUGUAUUAAAAUAUCCAUGUGUCCGUUGAAAAUUUUGAGUAAAAUUUGUUCAAAGUCAAAUACUUACUGCCCGAGUGCCCGCAGCUGAUUUUCGCAACUUUCAACUUCGAAAACUUUUGAACGGUUGCAUGUAGAGCUUUCGGUAAUAGCUCAUUUUAAAGAGGAUAAAAUAACGAACAUUUUACUGUAAUAAAAUACCUAUGUGUCCACUGAAAAUUUCGAGUAUUUUUACUUUAAAGAUGACGUACGUAGUAUGCAAAAAUCAGUAAAAUAGAAAUAUUCAUAAAAUCGUUAUUUUUACGCGAAAUGAUCAAAAUUUAACAUCAAUCGAUAGGGAAUUUUAUUGUCUUUAAUUUAAGACUGCAUAACAGUUCACCCAAACUCGCGAACAAUUUAAAAAAUUGCAUUUUUUACAUAAGAAAUUGUAUGCAUAAUUACUGGUUCGUUAUCACUUCAGGGAACAAAAUGGUGGAUGCGCUCACCUGGUUUAUAUAGAGCCCUAGGCAACUUAGCAACUUCGUUUCGCGUCAGUGGAACGAAAAUGAUAAGAAGUUGCUCGGUUAUUGGCUGGAACUAGCAACCAAAUCAAAAUUUUUUGAUUUGGUUGCCAAGUUGCCAGUUGCUGGUUGCUAGUUGCCGCUUAUGUAGCAGUCCACUAUCUCACGCGCUUGAUAACUGAUAUUGAUAAGCUUUUUUUUUCGUUUCAACUUUCAAAUUUUGGAUUUCGGAUUUUCAUUUCAGUUCAAAUUAAUUGGAAAUUCGAAGUCGUUGUUGUUUCGUCUUCUAAGGUCGUCUAUCAAAGUUGUUAAUCAUUUAAUAAAUAUUGAACUUUUACUUUUUCUACUCAAUAGUCAAUACGUCAAUACCGAUUAGCUGACUGAACGCCGGUAAUAAAACGACCUUCUUCAUGAAGAAUAUCAAUAUCAUCUCAAUUGCAAGUACACCAACUUAAUUGCUUAAUAAAUGUUCAAAAAUUAUUGAUGACUGGAUUUAAUCACCGACUACUUGUGUGCUCCAAGAUUAAUACUAAGGGUGAUUGUAUUUUCGAUAAUUUCUUCCUUAGAUCACUGUAUACGUUAUCUAGGAGUUGUCAUCGUUCGUCGUGUUCCAAUUCAAAUUUCUGUAAACCUGCAUAGCAUAUGGUGUAGUGCUUUGAAAACUUUUAUGUGUUUUAUACAACAAGAAACCAAGAUAUUUUAUGCCUCAUUUGCCUCUAGACCGAAGAAAAUUCAGAUUGGAAUCCCUGAUGUUGCAUUGUUCAUAACCAUCGAGCUUCAAUUGAUCAGUUUCCAUUACUGCGGAUGAACCGUUUAAACGCUUGCUGAGAUUUGUUGAUGGAAAAUUGUUACAAAGUUCAGCAAACGGUAAAAAUGUUUUCUAUCUGCAAAGGCCAUACACAUCUGUCGAAGCAGUUAUAUUACUUCCAUGAAGGUAGCACGAUGAAGAUGUUUCCUUAUCUUCGAGGCCGUAAUUACUUCUCAAAAAAAUCGUAUUACAUGCAAGAAACAGUAACAACAGUGCUGUCUGACUUACGAGAUCGUGUUGAUUUUCCUAAACAAGUUCAUCAUACUCUUAAUUUUAAUGUGAAACCGGUGUUUCUUAGCUUAUCAAAGUGCGCUAAUUUUUCCAAAAAAGUAUGUUACAUGCACACGAAAAUCGUUAACUUCAGAACACACGCGGAUUUCUCCAAGCAGUUAAAUUUUACGAAGAAAAACUCGAACGAGGAGCUUGGUGAUUUGGUGCAAGAAUGGCUUAAACGUUUCGAUUCUCUGGGCAGAAUUGAGGCUACCGGAAUUUCUGGAACGUUCAAUAGUUUAUUAAAAUUCAAUAUUUUUGGUACCGAGUGGAACACUGAAUGUCAAGAAAAUUUCAAACGGUUAAUCGUUAGAUUGGCGGAGAAAGGAGAUCAAUUAUUACAUCCAAAUAGCCGAGCUCCUUCUAAAUUUAGCUCUUGGCAAGUUGCUAAUAGUUUGAAUGCGUUAUCCCAAUGGAAUGUUUUGAAUAGCAAUGUAUGGGAAGGUCGUGUUCACAUUGUCAACAAUCAAAUUGCCAAGGUUGAUUUAUUUAAAUCUGUCAUUAAUGGAUUGUUAUGCCGAGGAACUUGGCUACUGGAAAACGAUACAAUUGAUAAAUUCGAUUCUCAAGGUAUUACCAAUUGUCUGAGGGCUCUAUCGAAAUGGAAUAUCGACGAGCUCGAAGGAUCCAGGAAGUUUAUCAGUUGUUUAGUGAAACGAGGCGCCACAUUUACCGAUCAGUUUCACUCUGUGGCUGUUUCUAACAACUUGACUGCUUUGUCUAGGUGGAAUUUGAGCGAUUUCGAAGGAUCCAGAGAAUUCAUCGUUCAGUUGCUCAAACAAGGAACAUCGACUGAUAACAGAUUCACUCCCCUGAGUAUCGCCAAAACUUUGAACGCAAUGUCCAAAUGGAACAUCGAAGAAUUGCAAGGCGCCAAGGAGUUUAUAAUUUAUGUAAUGAAACAAGGAACUUCGAUGGCCAAUAAAUUCAAUUCCAUGGAGAUUGCGCACAGUUUGAACGCUCUAUCCAGGUGGAAUGUCGACAAGAUGCUAGAGGCUAGAGGUUUUAUUGUUCAUUUAAUUAAAAAUGGAGAUUCUAUCAUCGAUACAUUCGCUUGCCAAGGUAUUGCCAACAGUUUAAAUGCAUUUUCCAAAUGGAACAUUGAUGAAUUGCAGGGUUCUAAAAAGUUCAUUGUUCAUUUGAUAAAACGAGGAAGCUCAUUAGCUGGAGGUUUCAAACCUCAGGAGAUUGCCAAUAGCUUGAACGCAUUGUCCAAAUGGAAUAUUUACGAGUUGGAUGGAAGUAAACACUUCAUCGUUCAAUUGGUGAGAUGUGGAACUCUGAAAGCUGACACAUUCGACUCGUUUGACAUUUCUAGCUCUUUAAAUGCCCUUUCUAAAUGGGAUAUUGAUGAAUUAGACGGAACCAGGGAAUUUAUCACUCGAUUAAUAAAACGUGGUCGCUCGUCAAUCAAUAGAUUCAAUUCACAGAGUAUUUCCAACAACUUGAACGCUCUCAGUAAGUGGAAUAUCGAUGAAUUCGAAGGAACCAGAGAGUUCAUCAUCCAGCUACUAAAGCAAGGCAAUUCCUCAGGUGGCAGAUUCAAUAUUCAGGAGAGUACAAAUAUCCUAAAUGCUCUAUCGAAGUGGAAAAUCGACGAGUUCGAAGGAGCUAGAGAAUUCAUUGUUCAGACGAUCAAACGAGGGAGCUCGAUGGUUAGCAAAUUUAAUUCGCAAAAUAACGACAACAGUUUGAGUGCUUUGUCAAUAUCAAAUGCCUUGAACGCGCUUUCUAAAUGGAAUAUCGAUGAAAUCCAUGAAUCCAAAGAGUUCAUUAUCCAGUUGAUAAUUUCCGGUAAUCAAAUUUGCGAUAAAUUCAACUCUCUUGAUAUUUCCACCUGUUUAAAUGCCUUAUCUAAAUGGAAAGUCUAUGAAUUACAAGGAGCUAAAGAAUUUAUUAAUCGAUUAAUCAAACGAGGCAGUUUAAUAGCUGCUGAAUUCGAUUCUCAACUUGUUUCUAAUUGCUUGAACGCUUUAUCCAAGUGGAAUAUCGAUGAAUUAUACGGAGCCAGAGAAUUUAUUGUUGAGUUGGUGAAACAAGGAAAUUCAACAAUCGAAGCAUUUAAUUCUCAAUCUGUUUCCAAUAGUUUAAACGCAUUGUCCAAAUGGAAUAUUGACGAAUUCGAAGGAUCGGUAGAAUUCAUUGUUCGAUUAAUACAACGAGGAAAUUCAACUAUUGGGGAAUUCAAUCCUCAAGCUAUUUCCAACAGUUUGUUCGCUUUGUGCAAGUGGAACGUCGACGAGUUACAAGGAGGCAGAGAGUUUGUCAUUGCGUUGAUUAAAGUAGGUAGUCGAACGGUCAAUCAAUUCGAUUUUCGAGCUAUAGCUAAUACCUUGAAUGCUCUAUCUCAGUGGAACAUUGAUCAGUUCGAUGGGACGAAAGAUUUCAUUGCUAGGUUAAUUAGUCAAGGGAAUUCAACAGUUUGCGAUUUUGAUGCGGGUGCUGUUUCCAAUAGUUUGAAUGCUUUGUCUAAAUGGGAAACUGAAAACUUGCUAGGUGCUGAAGAAUUCGUGGCUGAUUUAAUGAAGCAGAAAAACUGAGUUGAUGUAAAAGUCAAUUGUUCGAAUUUGUGGUUAUUUAUUGGAACCAUUCAAAUGUUUGGAUUAGGUUUCGUUUUGUCUUUCUUUCAAUUCAGAAAGAAUCGACUCAGUGAUGGAAAUUAUGUUUGUAAUUAAACUAUCCGAAAAAGUCCUAUUCAAGUGCCAAUUUCUUGAAAUUGAUCUAAUUUUUUUGGUGAUUGAAUUAGCUUAUUUUUUGAAAACUGUAAAUCAUGAUGCUAAUGAAAAAGUCGAAGGAAAGAAAAAUCAUUCUGAGUGAUUUGUCACUUGAAAAAUUUAUGAAUUUUGCCAUUUAAAUAGAACUUUCAGCAACAUUUUUGAAUGUCUCUUCUAAAUGAAA